ACCCGCCAAAAAUGUACUCCAAUACCAACAUAUUUAAUUCUCUCAUAUUAAUUAUCUUUUUGACAAAAAAAAUUUCUCUCUGUAUAAUCUUUUUAUAUAUAUAAUAAUCCCACAAAAUUUAACUGAGUCCAACUGCCCCACUCAGUGUCUCAUUCGUUCUACUUGGACCUUAGUUGGGAUCCCACCAAACAUCAAUGGCUGCUGUUGCUGUUUCUUCUUCACAAACUGAGACAAAGAGUAAGAACAAGGCCAAGGCCAAGGCCAAGCCUACGACAAAGAAAUCUCUUGGUGUCCGUUUCAUCAGAGGCCGACUCUACGAUCCUCAGAAUGGCAAAAGUUGUCACCAGUGCCGGCAAAAGACUUUGGAUUUUGUUGCAUCAUGCAAAAAUAAAAGUGAGAACAAGCAAUGUACCUUCCAUUUCUGUCACAAAUGCCUCUUAAACAGAUACGGAGAAAAGGCAGAAGAAAUGGCUGUGUUGGAUGAUUGGAUGUGUCCGAAAUGUAGGGGCAUAUGCAAUUGCAGUUUCUGCAUGAAGAAGAGAGGCUACCAUCCUACUGGGAGUCUUGUGCAUACUGCAAAGGCCAAAGGGUUUUCUUCGGUUUUAGAAAUGCUGCGUGUUGAGGGCUCUGAAACUUUGGAUUCAGAAAAGAGUUUGAGUCAGGUCAGCAAAGCAAGUGCCUCAUCGAAAAAACGAAAAGCUACCAAUGAGCAUUAUCGACAGGAGUCAGUUAUGGAUUUGACAAGAGAUUGCCGAAAGAGUAAUGGUACUACUGGACAAAGUAAUUCCAAUUUCCAAGCUAAACCUCCAAAAAUGAAUGGCAUUGGAAUAGGAACUAAUGGUAGCAAGCAGAGGAAUUUGAGUAAAGACAGUGGUACUAAAAAUUCAUGCAAUGGCAAUGCGGAUGGUGAUUCACUUACUGAGAAGAGUAGUUCUAAGAGACAUCAGAGUACUGAAGAGGCAUCUGUGCAAAGAGAAAAAACAUGCAGAAGGAAUCAUGAUGGCCAGUUGAGUGAGAUGAAUGGUGACAGUAAGAUUCCAAAGAAAAUGUCCCGACAGUGUGUCAAAAAAGAAGAAAAUAAAACUGAAGGGCCAAACAACAAGAAAAUUGAUAAUGAUUCAGCCAAGCACAAGCCAGUUAAAGAAUUGCACAAGUGUAAGAGGAAUAUUGUGGAAGCCAACAGAAUUGAAAUCCCGCUGCCUCAGGGCAUUGAAUUAAACAGUGUUGCUGCCAUUGACAUACAUGCCGAUGAUGUUGGACAUGCCUUGCAAUUCCUAGAAUUUUGUGAAGCUUUUAGACAGGUUCUCGAUCUAAAGAAAGGACAGCCUGAACAAUUACUCCGGGAAAUAGCAUGCGGACGACGUCAACGCCGAGCACAGGAUUCUCCAAUUGUUCGCUUUCAUAUACAGUUGCUCUCUAUGAUACAAAAGGACCCAGUAAAAGGAUAUCCAUCCUUAAAUCAAACUAUAGCAGGAGAGUCUUGGUUGCAAUCUCUUACCAAAUACAUCUCUGAAACCCAGUACUUGUCGGAAGAAAUGCAGAUGAAUUCUUUUGAUGUGAACAGUGAUGGAUAUGAUAUAUUAGACUCCUCUAAGAAGCUCAGAAUUUUGAAUUUUCUCUGUGACGAAGUUCUUGGCACUGAGGAUUUUAGGAGUUGGAUUGAUGUACAAAACUCAGAAAGAGAGAAGAAAGCAAAGGAAAAUGUUCUUGCUGAAAAAGAAAAAAGAGAAAAGGUGAAAAAUAUUAAGAAAAAGCUUCAGGAUGAGAUGGCUGGAGCUAUUCUCUUGAAAAUGGGUACUCCCCUUUCCAUUGCUGAGCAUGAGGAUCUUGUUUCAAAAAUAAAUUUGGAAGCGGCCCAAAUUCUGGAAGAGACGCUAGAAGCAAGAGAUGUGGUGUUUGACAAGGAGCAGCAAUCAGAUGCUGUUAGAUCUGAGCCUAUAUUCUUGGAUGAACAUGGUCGCAAAUUUUGGAUAUUGAGAUGUUAUUCUGAAAAAAGGGAUAUUCUGCUUCAAGAUGUUCGAAGGGGUGAUCUGAUUUCUGUCCCAGAACGAUGGUAUAGCUAUGAUGUUGAACAGAAGGCAAUUGUUAUGGAAUAUAUUUCAUCUUUAAGGAAGUUAAAAAAAUGACUGGAAAUUGGUCUCAAGAAUAAUACCUUCUACCAUGCCAAACAUGUUUCAAGUCCUUUUUAUGGGAGGGCAAUUCCUUGUACAUAUUUUUGCCAGGAAACUUGUUGCUCACAGUAGUCCCUAUGCCUCUUGAUUGUACAGAUGUGUAGAUAUAAAUCUGAAAAAAGAUCUUUUAGACCCUUUAUGUUAUGCAGCAGAUUAAUUAAGUUUAAUCAAUUAACCAAGUGUGUAUUCAACAU
Quercus robur (English oak) is the source of this 2365-nucleotide messenger RNA. RefSeq lists its product as uncharacterized. Gene Ontology annotation, cellular component: nucleus. The record is from RefSeq and is a predicted model, not a curated record. NCBI's taxonomy places the organism in Eukaryota, Viridiplantae, Streptophyta, Magnoliopsida, Fagales, Fagaceae. The coding region runs from base 195 to 2126 and encodes 643 amino acids. The transcript has 12 exons. Gene Ontology annotation, biological process: regulation of DNA-templated transcription.